GUCUCGGAGACAAAGCUCCAGUGAGGGGAAUGGUGAGAGGAGACGCACACAGACCUCUGGAGAGCUGCGCGUAUCACGGUCACUGAGGACAUGUCUGUGGAUGAGGUGUACGUGUUCCGGCCCUUUAAGCUGAUAGCCCUGUUCUGCGUCUUCCUGGCGCUCUGCCUGGACGUGGUGGCUCUGCUGAGUCCAGCCUGGGUCACUGCCGAGCAUUUCUCCCUGUCUCUCUGGGAGUCCUGCUCCCAGUCCGGGCUCCGGCAGCCCGCGGAGGAGGCAGCGGCAUGGAACUGCUUCUCCACCCUCACAUCUGACUGGCAGAUUGCCACCCUGGUGCUCCUGGGGGCCGGUGCGGUCGCUACUCUGGUGGCUUUCCUGGUGGCCCUCAUUUCUGUCUGCUGGGGGACAAAGAGACAGCACUACCGCAUUGUAGCAGUGUUCCUCUUCACUGCAGUUGUUUUGCAGGCCUGUGCCCUGGUCCUCUACCCAAUCAAGUUUAUAGACGGAACCGUUCUGCAGACCUAUCACGAGUUCAACUGGGGCUACGGACUCGGCUGGGGAGCCACCAUCUUUAUGCUGGGUGGAGGAAUCCUCUUCUGCCUGCGAACAGACAUUUACGAGGAUGCCAUGUACUAGUGAAAAGUCCUGCCCUGCUGCUGAAAAUGCACACGUGAACACUCAGAAACUUCUCUUUGCUCUUCACAUGGCCUGUAUGCCAGCACAGAGCCCAUGUCUUGUUUCUGCCUCCUGUCUUGCUCUUGCUGUUAUUCUUAGACAGGUUGUGAAGGUGCUAUUUAGAGCCAGAGCUUUUGAGAAUAAACCUCCAC
Cyprinodon tularosa is the source of this 824-nucleotide messenger RNA. Its product is annotated as transmembrane protein 47-like. The transcript has 3 exons. Gene Ontology annotation, biological process: cell-cell adhesion. The record is from RefSeq and is a predicted model, not a curated record. Lineage: Eukaryota; Metazoa; Chordata; Actinopteri; Cyprinodontiformes; Cyprinodontidae. Gene Ontology annotation, cellular component: cell-cell junction. Bases 91 to 633 code for a protein of 180 amino acids.